Messenger RNA from Ascoidea rubescens DSM 1968, 903 nucleotides. It is a transcript of the gene STE3, whose product is annotated as Ste3p. Gene Ontology annotation, molecular function: mating-type factor pheromone receptor activity. The transcript has a single exon. The annotation marks the transcript as partial. Gene Ontology annotation, cellular component: membrane. NCBI's taxonomy places the organism in Eukaryota, Fungi, Ascomycota, Saccharomycetes, Ascoideales, Ascoideaceae. The record is from RefSeq and is a predicted model, not a curated record. Gene Ontology annotation, biological process: G protein-coupled receptor signaling pathway.
GUAAAUUAUCAAGCACUUUUAAUAGUCUUGUCAUCCGUGGCAUUAAUUUGUUUGAUUAUGCCAGUUUGUGUCCAUAUCAAAAAUCCUGAUGGUAUUCCAUAUCUUUCUUUAUUUCUUUGGUUGACAUUACUAAAUAUUGAAACACUAGUUAACGCAAUUAUUUGGGGUGGUGAAAAUUUUAGAAGCGUUUGGGAUGGAAAAGUCUGGUGUGAUUUUUAUGCCUAUAUUAAUGAUGCUUCAACUACAGGAAUCUGUUGUGCGAUAACUGGGAUAGCAUUCCAUAUGUAUUGCAUCUUAUCCACUAAUCGUUUUCUACAAUUCAAAAGAUGGAAAAAGAAUUUGAUCUUUUUAACAAUUUGUUGGGCUCAACCGAUUUUAAUUAUCUCUUUGUCUUAUAUUGUAUACACAAUGAGGUUUGCUAUUUUCAAGUUCAAUGGUUGUAUAGCUGCUCACUCAGCUACUUGGCCUACUAUUGUCAUCAUUAUUAUGUGGCCCUUGAUUUGGUCCAUUAUUGGUAUUAUUCUAUCUUCUUUAACGUUGUUCAGAUACUUUAAAAAUAGAAAAGAUGCAAAGGAUAUUUUCCACUGCACAAAGUCUGGUUUAACAGUUGCAAAAUUCAUCAGAUCAAUUUUAUUUUGCUUUUUAACUUUGUUUAUAUUGACUCCAAUUUUGGUUAUCUAUUUCAUUGAAAAUUUUAACAUCUAUGAUUCCUACGACUGGGAUAAAGUUCAUGACAAGUUAAUGUGGUCUCUAUCAUUUUAUCGCUCUAUUGACCAGCCUAUUUAUGAUCGUUAUGUCUUGUCAGUGUUGUGUUAUUUAGCCUUUAUUAUCUUUGGGUUAGGCAAGGAGACUCAUUCUAAGUACAAAGCGUUGUUGAAGUGGAUUGGAUUAUCUUUUUUGGUU